AUGACUGUACAGCCACGAUCUGAAGUCUUCCGAGAACAAGAAAAGGAAAAGACAAAGGACAAAAAGACAAAUGAUGACGUUGGAAAGGUGGCUGUUCAGGCAAAGGUCAGGGACGAAGUGUUCAUCGACACUGCUUGCUCCAGAGUAAUGACACCAGAUAUCGUUCAGCCUCCCCAACCUUGCAAGAACCGAGAUCAACGGGCGGCUGCGGUCUAG
Messenger RNA from Trichophyton benhamiae CBS 112371, 216 nucleotides. RefSeq lists its product as uncharacterized. NCBI's taxonomy places the organism in Eukaryota, Fungi, Ascomycota, Eurotiomycetes, Onygenales, Arthrodermataceae. The record is from RefSeq and is a predicted model, not a curated record. The transcript has a single exon. The coding region runs from base 1 to 216 and encodes 71 amino acids.